UAAAAUAUUUGUUCAAACUUCAAUGGCACAGACUACAUACAUAUAUUGUUUGGAACUUGGUGGUGAUUCCAUAAACUAUAACUUCAGUUAUAUUAAGCAUCUUAGAUCUGAUCGAAACCAGCUUCUUGUGUCAAAGAUUCAAAAAGAAAAAAAGGAAUCAAACACUCCCUCUUCAAACAAGAGCAUCAGUUUUUUUAAAAACAAACACCAGUUUCUUGAUUACAAAAAAACUCCCACUGCUUGCAUUACUUGUGCCCAGCUGCAACUGGAAACUCCAACUCGAAGAUCCUAGUACGACUAUAUUGACUUUGUACCAGAUUAAAUUGAAGUUUUUUUUUGGGCAUCAUCAUUAUCCCUUCUCAUUUAUCAUCUCUUAAUUCCCAGGUACUGAGUCCUAGACAGUGACAUGGAUGAUCAAUACUCACCUACAACAGUUCAACGAAACAAAAAGGGUGGAACGCCUUCAAGAAAUGGCAAGAACCACCGGCUCGCGGUGGUUGACGACGACGACGAUGGUGGAGAUCCGAUCGAGUGCAGUGGGAAGUCCUGCAAAGCAUGCACUGGUGGCUUAAUCGCAGAUUGCGUAGCGGUGUGUUGCUGCCCUUGUGCUGUAGUAAACAUUUUAGCACUUGCAUUUCUCAAGGUUCCUUGGAUGGUGGGAAGAAAAUGCUUACGAAUGGCGAAAAAGAAGAAGUUGGAGAAGAAGAAGAGGAAAGACGACAAGACUAAUUAUUGUUACAGUACUGACCCCGUGGAUAGUAUAGAAGAAGGAGAAGUAGGGAUAUCGGGAAUUGUGACUUCCAGUUUUGGGGAAGAAGAGGUAAAAGACAGUUUUCGUGCAAGAAUCGAUGCAGAAGAAGUUUGGUUAGAGUUGUAUCAAGUUGGCCAUAUGGGUUUUGGUAGAGUUUCUUUCACCGGAAUUAAUUAAUUCUUCUUUAAGGUAAGCACAACUAGGUCUGAUAGUUGUAUUAUUUUGCCAGUGACAAUCCAAAUCUUGAAACUAUUCUGGUUCAACCUUAAGAACAAACUGCUUCUGUUUUCUUCUUCUUCGGCGUCGGAAAUCUACCGACUUGAUUAAUUUGGAUUUGUGCCAUAGAAAGCUUAUCAUGGAGGGUUUUAGUACUUCCUAUCGAACAAAAAUAUUCUAUUCUCAGAACUCGAACUCGAGACAUCCAAUCAAAGGUGAAGGAGCCUUUAUCAUUCCAUCAUACUCUAUGGUGGUAGAGCAAGAUACAUUUUAAAAUACAACCUUUACCAUUUAACCUUGAGGACGGAUCAAUAUUGCUUAACCAUGAAUACAACAACAACUACUGUGCUUACUUUCAAGUCAAAACCAUGAAUUUUGAAGGGAUCGGAUUUUGAAGAUGAAUUUACUAGUACUAGUUUAGUAUGUUAGUAGUUAAUAUUCUCUUUCAAUGCCAUGUAUCCAAAACAUCACAUUAUUUCUUCUUUGUGAAGUGUACAGUUAAUCUGGUAAUGUUUCUUGGAAUAAACGUUGCUCAUUUUGAAGGAAAA
Messenger RNA from Lycium ferocissimum, 1515 nucleotides. RefSeq lists its product as uncharacterized. The coding region runs from base 407 to 928 and encodes 173 amino acids. Lineage: Eukaryota; Viridiplantae; Streptophyta; Magnoliopsida; Solanales; Solanaceae. The transcript has 2 exons. The record is from RefSeq and is a predicted model, not a curated record.